UUUUCCCUAUUCAUAAUGCAUGAAAUGUAUCCUGAUGUGUAUUUAGGUUUUAUGUACAAACUUUGCUCAUUUCUUCUGCAUCUUAGCCUCUGGAGUUAUUAUUAUUAUUUAUUUAUUUUCAUAUUGAACUUUACUUUCCAUGUUAAGCAGUAUGGCUUUAUAGCUUGGUUGCUGAGCACUUCAGUUGGACUGUUGCUUUCCUUUCUGAGCAAGUCAUCAGUUCUUCUUGGAUUAUCUUUGACGCUACCUCUCAUGGUUGCUUGCCUAUCAAUUGGUGUUCCCUUAUGGAUUCGUAAUGGUUACCAGUUUUGGCUUUCAAGAGUUGGUAAUGCAAGCCAUGCAGGAAAUCAGGGAAUUCUGGGGAGGAAGGAGGUUUGACCUUUAAGCUUUCCGUGCUUGUUUUGUUGUUAGACUGAACGGUGACCCUCACCACUUAAUUCAUUUUUUCCACUUGCCGUUCCACACAGUAAUUUUUGAGGAAUCAUUUAUCUUUUAUUUUCAUAUUUCUUAUGUAAGUGCAAGUAGUGAGGGCCUUCAUGAAAAAUAAGAUGGUCAUUUGAGGACACAAACUAUUUUCUUAUGUUGGCUAGUUUGAUGGAGGAAACAUGCUGAACUUUGCUAACUUGGCACGUCCCUGGACCCUGUAUACAGCACAAUAACUGUAUGCAGAAAAUUAAUGAAAUAUUAUAUUCUGCCUCGCUACCAUAUUAUCUAUGGAGUUAUCCUUCAAUAGAUAAUUUUAGUAAGAUAUUGCAUCGUGAGUUGUCAUUGUUCAGACUUAGAGAGCCGCUGUAAAACCAUAGUUGAAAUGCAGAAUCUCUGUGAUUUAUUCAAUGUUGCUGGAGGAUUAGGCAUGAUGGAUGAGUUUUGCCUUGAAUGUGCAUUUUCUCACUGUAUCUUUUGGCCAGGAAUCUCUCUCCUUUUCCUGAUAUUUUUGAAUGAUCUUUUUCUGUGAAGAGCUGAAUAGUAUUUCUUCCGUUUUGCAUCUACCCAGUUCUUAUGCAGCAUUCCUACAUUGUUUUUAGAAAGGAGAGGGGUGGCGGCAGCUAUUGGCGUCUCUGUACUAUGUUGUUAGGGAAUCUUUUAUGUCUUGCAGUUUUCCACUUUCUGUGAUCUUUCUUGUGUCUGUGCCAGGGUCAUUCUCUCUUAUU
Olea europaea var. sylvestris is the source of this 1151-nucleotide messenger RNA. RefSeq names its product calpain-type cysteine protease ADL1-like. NCBI's taxonomy places the organism in Eukaryota, Viridiplantae, Streptophyta, Magnoliopsida, Lamiales, Oleaceae. The transcript is spliced from 2 exons. The record is from RefSeq and is a predicted model, not a curated record. The coding region runs from base 16 to 378 and encodes 120 amino acids.